AUGGUUACUGGAUGGGUGCACUAUUUCUUGUCCUCCUUGAGAGUGACCUUUAGCAUAGGGUGGAAGGCCACGAACACGGAAAGCGAGGGCCACAGAGCCACGGGUAUUGUAGAAAGAAAGCAGCUCAGGAAUCCACGCCCCCCAAGUGCGCGGGCCUCUCGUGAAGCUGAGAGCAGACCUUUAGAAGAAGAGAAGAGCACGCCCAGCGGUCCCCUCGCUCCUGGCAGCGCCGCCAACCCUUGGAUUCUCGCGCCCAGCCGGUUUCCUAGGAGUCGCCAUGGCAACGGACGCUGGCUUCUGGAUUCUGACUCCUUCCAGCCCAAAUCUCCACUGGAGGUGCAUGGCCGCGAGGCCAUUUCCGGGGCUCCGAUGGAGACCUUGGACGACGAGCUCCAGAGAGAGGAGUGCCCGAAGAUCCUCGAGCAUCUCGAGUCCGCUAUUGAACAAUUCCAGACCUGCCCCAGACUUAACAUUUCAGAUGAUUUGAAAGUUGGCUUUUUCAGCACAGACCAUGCUACUCAAACGGAAUCCAGUGAAAUUUUGCCAUUAAAAGAUUUGAGCUCAUCUACAGGAAAGCUAGUGCAGAUUAUUAAAUCCCUUCAGGUUGAUUUUGGGUUCCUUAAACAAUUGCUUCAAUUGAAGUUUGAGGACCGUCUUAAAGAAGAGUCUUUCAAUCUGUUCACUGCUCUAUAUGACAGGAUCCUAACAAUCGAAAAACAUUAUCAACAGAAUGAGGAUAACAUAAGAAAAUGCUAUAAUCAGCAGUUGGCCGAUGCCAUAGCUGUCAUCAGAGGAAUGUACAAGAAAUUCUUUGUGGUGGAAGAAGAGAUGGCUUCCGGGCAGGAAUCACCUACUGUCAAAAUAAAUAUGUUGAUAAGAAAACUGAAGGGGAAAGAAGAGGUGAUUAAGGAAUUAAGAGAAGAAUUAGAACACUAUGAAGAAUUUGGAUUUCAAAAAUUUGACUAUUUGGCUGAAGAGAGCAGCCCUGCAAAAUCAAUUCCAGAAAGGGAAACUUUGGAGUACAAACUAGAAAAUGAGAGACUGCUUCAAAUCAUUUCAGAACUUGAAGAGGAAAUCCAACUCAAUCUAGCAGAAAAUGCAGUAUUAGAAUAUGAAAUUAUAAGUUUGAAAGAGAUGGCAGAAAAGAAUCAUAAAAUCAUUCAAAAGUUAACUGAGGGUAGAGACAAAUUACGGCUUGAGCUUGAAACUGAAAAAUCAUUAGUUCAAGAAAUGGUUAAUAAGCAUAAAGAGGAAAUGGAAAUGAGAAAAAAGUUUGACAGUGUAAGUAAGCAGAGCCCAAAACCAGCCAAGGGGAAAGAGGAUACUUUGAUGCCGUGGCCCCCACAACCUGGGACUCUAUCCAGGACUGGAAUGGCUUCGAGGCAACAUUCUAUAUCCAUCAGUACAGCGUCUCUUAAGACCAAAAGAGAGAAGACUCCAGGAAAGUCUUUAAAGCAAGAGCUCCCUGUGAUUGAAGACAUACGUGUUUUGGAGCAGCAAAUAGAAACAUUAAAGAUUAAGUUAGAGAAUGAGAAAAAGAAAAGAGAAAGGUCUAGGAAGGAAUCAGAAUGGAUAAGCAAAAACUGGGAGAGGAAAUUCCUUAUUCUCAAGAACAGCUUUCAUGUCCUUAAGAAUGAGAUGUUUAUGAGGCACACAUUGUAUCGUCAGUUUGCAGUGCUUGCUGACACAUCUUUCAAUUAUAAUAAACUAAAACCUUUAUUUGUGCAGUCUAAAAUGAACUUAGUAACAGAUUUGGCAUCUUCUGGAAGUAACAGUCAUACAUCUUCGAUAGACAACAAUCAGAUUUCCUUUCUGCCUUCAGCAAAAGUGAGGUUGUCAAGAACCCUGAAACAAGAAGGGUCUUUGAAGAAGCCAUCCAUAACCCACAACAGCUCAGUGAGCCAUACAGAUGCUGCUAGACAGCCCGCCACCAGCAAGCAGAGCGCCCGCGCCUCUCCAAAGCGAAGUCAGCGCAACAGGUUGUUUGGAACAGGUGCCUACUGCCCAGAGAAGGGAUUGGCGCGAAGCUGCGGGGAUCAGCCAAGCGCCAAGACUCCCCGGAGAAACAAGGGUAGAUUCCCCAGUGGCCCGAAAGCGGCCGUCCGAGGGCUUCCCGCCGGACCAGAGGGCGUAGUUGCCCCAGGCCUCCCCAAAGGAAGCCUUGGGUCUCAUCUCUUGCCCUCGUUCAGACCGUUCUCCCCUCUCUCUGAUCGCCGCUUCCAGGAGCCCCUCUUGGAGACUUCCAUGCGCAAAGAUAGCAGAACUGCGGAGAGCCCGGCGCCCAGCAGCCACUUCCAGCUUCCAGGGAAGACAGACAGCACCCGAGCCCCGACUGCCCUGGGAGCAGGGGUGAGGCGGGCCUCCGGGGAUACUCAUCCGACUCCACCCCGGCUCUUCGGAACCCUGGGAACGUGGAGCAUCGGGCGGGGCGCAUGCGCGCCUCCGGCCGGGGUCCCUCCCCAGCCCGCCGAGUUUGGGGAAAGUUUGGCGAGGUUUGUCUUAGCAGCGGCGGACGUCCCAAAGGUCAGGCUGCACUGA
This is a messenger RNA of Rhinolophus ferrumequinum (greater horseshoe bat), 2538 nucleotides long. It is a transcript of the gene C5H10orf67, whose product is annotated as chromosome 5 C10orf67 homolog. The transcript is spliced from 19 exons. Lineage: Eukaryota; Metazoa; Chordata; Mammalia; Chiroptera; Rhinolophidae. The coding region runs from base 1 to 2538 and encodes 845 amino acids. The record is from RefSeq and is a predicted model, not a curated record.